Leptosia nina is the source of this 1143-nucleotide messenger RNA. Lineage: Eukaryota; Metazoa; Arthropoda; Insecta; Lepidoptera; Pieridae. The record is from the annotation of a GenBank genome assembly.
AUGUCCAAAAGAGAACCAAAUGAUCGGAACGAACGAAAGUUGGAUUCCAGUGAUUAUGAAAACAUCAUUUCACAACACAGUUUAUUUGAUGGAUCUAGAACUAAACAACAAGAGUUGCCAAGUUUCCCAGGAUACUCGAACGCGGAAACACAAACUAAAACAAGUGAUAUCAAAGGUCAGUCUGCACAAGCUGGUUUAGCUACCUGGCCCUAUAAUCCCUGGUGGAUGCUGGCUAGUACCUCAAGGAGUGCUCCAUCACAAGAUGACUUUUCUGAAGGAAGUGAUCAAACAAAAGUAAAACAAGAGCCUAGUGGUGCCGGUACACCAGACCAUGAUCCAAUUCAGUCUGAUACAGAACAAUUCCCAACAGCUACCCCACCAGCUGGAUUAGACUCCUUUUGUGAUGACUGUUCUGACCCUUUUUGCGAUUCCAGUACAUCUAUAUGUCGAAAACUCUUUCAUUGCCCCCAUUGCAGAAAGAGUUACCCAACUAUUCUCGAAUUUAACACACAUUUAACUGGAGUGCAUCCAGCUCAAAAACCAUUCCGCUGUCAGAUUUGUUUAGAACCAUUUCACAAGAAAUCACAUUUACGUAGACAUUUGGAUUCUAGCCAUUCUCGUAAAGAUGUGAAUAAAUGUGCAGUCUGCUCAAAAUAUAUAAAAGAUAAAAGUAAUCUCCGGAAACAUAUGCAAGUACACACUGGUCGAGUACCACAAAAACAAUUUAAAUGUGACCUAUGUAAUAACAAGCGUUAUAUGUCACUUGACAGGUUAAAUAAUCACAAAGUGGUCUGUACUGGUGAAAAAACAUUAAAAUACUGCGACAUGUGUACUAAGGUUUUUGACAAUUCAAGAUCACUGAAUAGCCACAUGAAAGUCCACGCAAGAGAGUUGAAGUGUGAAAAUUGUGGAGAACAGCUUCGGUCUUUAGAGCAAUUUAAUAAUCAUCAGUUGGUUUGCAUUUCAAACACAUCGGAGAUAGAAGGUAGUGCAUCAACCAGCACCAGUACUGCUGUAAGCCGUUGUUGCACCCAACCUGGCCUGUGUGAGCAUGAUAAACCUGCAUAUUUAAAUAUACCUAGCUACGCCGCUAACCGGGUCUUAGAUGCCACUCUGUCAUCUUUAAAAUCUGAAAUGAACUGA